AUGAAUCUGGCUAUGCUAAUCACUAACUUCAAGCAAAUGCUAUCCUGGACUGUUUGGAAGACCUGGGACAAUGACUGGAACGAAGGCAUUCUCAACGCCUGGAUUAGACAGCGACGCAAAGACGUCAACAUCGCUACUACCCGUUUGCUCUACAUUUACCAGGUUUUCGAGACAAGUGAGGGAUAUCUUGGCGCAGUUGACUAUCAAGUUGUCGAAGGUGACCAUCUUUAUGCCCUCGCAGGCUACAACAAGCCAGUCAUCUUGAGACAUAAUACAAAUAUAUCUUACGCUUUCGUGGAGUGA
Messenger RNA from Fusarium poae, 303 nucleotides. RefSeq lists its product as uncharacterized. NCBI's taxonomy places the organism in Eukaryota, Fungi, Ascomycota, Sordariomycetes, Hypocreales, Nectriaceae. Bases 1 to 303 code for a protein of 100 amino acids. The record is from RefSeq and is a predicted model, not a curated record. The transcript is spliced from 2 exons.